AUGACCGGACCAUCAGACAAUUACAACAUCGUAGACUUGAGAGAGGAAUUCAUGGUUUCACUUUCACCCACAGGUGACAAUAAACCAACUCUCAGAGCAGCCCAUUUUCUCCAACCCUCUGUAACCUCCAUAAAAGAACCAUUCUUUGAGCUUCCUUCACUCUCGCCCACUUCCCUGCCACCCACUUUUGAGCCCUCCGAAUGGCCUUUGAAGGUCACCUACAGCGGCUGGCAAACCCCACCUAGAGAUUGGAAAAAUUGGGUCGGUUGCUUGCAACCCAAUUAUCAAUCUUUGUGGAAGAAAGUCGGUAUCUUUGAAGCUAUCAGCAAUUCUAAGUACGUAAUCCAAAGAAACCAUGACAUGGUUAUUGGCAUUGCUGAGAGGUGGUGCUCUGAGACCAACACAUGCAUUUUUCCUUGGGGUGAAGCAACGCUCACAUUGGAGGAUACAAUGGUUUUGGGAGGUCUCUCUGUUUUGGGAGAGCCUGUUUAUAGCCCUGUCGAAACGCAAGAGUUGAAGGAAAUAGAAAGGAAACUGAAUCAAGCGCGAGCUGAAGCUAUUAGGAGUAAAGCUCGUAAGGCCUGCCCACAUUUUUGGAUAAAGGAGUUUAUGAACAGUGGAAGCGAGAUCGAGCACGAAGCAUUUCUUGUUUUUUGGUUGUCAAUGUUUGUCCUCCCUAAUUCUAGAACUAUCAGGCAGCAAGUUUUCCCUGUUGCCAUUCAUCUCGCUAAAGGGACCCGAAUCGCGCUUGCCCCUGCAGUUCUUGCUAGCAUUUACAGGGAUUUGAGCUCGUUGAAAAAGACCAUCGUUGCUCUGAACAAGUCUUGCCCUGUUGAGGAUAAAAACAGAGUCUUUGAAGUAGUUGUACGGUCACCGCUUCAGUUAGUUCAGCUUUGGGGGUGGGAGAGGUUUCCAUCAUUGCAGCCAAAGCGGAAUUUGGUCAUAUGCGUUGAACCAGCAUUUUCUCGAUGGCAUAAAGUUAAAAGUGUGAAAAUUGAUAAUGUGAGGUUGGCUCUGGACUCGGCUGGAAAUGGUUUUCUUUGGCGCCCUUAUGCUUCAUAUACAUAUAAGUGGGACUUUCCAAAAUUAUAUGGAGAAGAGGGAAUAUGGGUGCCGGUUGAUUCUAAUUUGGAUGAAGAAAUUGAGGCAUUUGCUCUGUUCUUGAGGGUCUCCGAGCUUGUUGGACUUGAGUGUAUAGAACAGUACUUCCCACAUCGUGUUGCAUUGCAAUUUGGAAUGGAUCAAGAUCUUCCGGGCUAUGUUGCUCGAUGCAAUAAGAGUCCUGAAACUGCCUGGAGCAAUUACAGUAAGCCGAUAAGUGAGGAGAAAUUAUAUGUUCCGUCCAGGAUUUCCAAGGGUGAUGUUACCACUCGUUACUUGGAGUGGUGGAAGCAAUCGAUAAGGGAAAGAAGCAUGAAGGCAGUUGAUCAAGCACUGCAGGCUGCAAAAGGUAAUGAUGGCGAUGUUCCACCUGGUUUUCCACUGAAAUGUAACAAUGUUGAUAAACCAACGGAUGUGGAAGAUGAAACAAUACCAAAACUGGUGUUUCAGGCUUCAAUGGGAAAGAAGGGAGGUAAUGAUGCUGAUGUUCCACCGGGGUUUCCUCCCAAAUGUAACAAUGUAGAGAACUCUGUCAAUGAAGAUAAAUCAGCAGGAGAAGGAAUGAGAUAUUAUGGCCAAAGUUUUUCAGCUUCAGUUGGGAAAGAUGGAGCUGUCAGAAAGAUGGAGUCAAUGACAAAAAAUAGAGGUGAAGCUGAAGUAGGAAACCUUGUUUACAACAUGGUUGAAAUACCAGGACUGGAACUUGAAACUCGGAUUAGUAAGCUGGAGAGAGUGGUUGCUGAGCUAAAAGCAGCAAGAUUUAGCCGCAGGUUUGAGGAAUAG
Messenger RNA from Corylus avellana, 1884 nucleotides. RefSeq names its product protein MAINTENANCE OF MERISTEMS-like. The record is from RefSeq and is a predicted model, not a curated record. NCBI's taxonomy places the organism in Eukaryota, Viridiplantae, Streptophyta, Magnoliopsida, Fagales, Betulaceae. Gene Ontology annotation, biological process: meristem maintenance; meristem development.